Messenger RNA from Musa acuminata subsp. malaccensis (wild Malaysian banana), 2260 nucleotides. RefSeq names its product putative clathrin assembly protein At5g57200. Lineage: Eukaryota; Viridiplantae; Streptophyta; Magnoliopsida; Zingiberales; Musaceae. Gene Ontology annotation, cellular component: clathrin-coated vesicle; clathrin-coated pit. The record is from RefSeq and is a predicted model, not a curated record. Gene Ontology annotation, molecular function: clathrin heavy chain binding; phosphatidylinositol-4,5-bisphosphate binding; SNARE binding. Gene Ontology annotation, biological process: clathrin-dependent endocytosis; vesicle budding from membrane; clathrin coat assembly.
GCGAGUUUGGAGGAGGGAUGGAGGAAGAAGGGGAGUCCCGAUGAUGGCGGCUGGUAUAAAGAAUCGCGGUUUUGACUGCGUGGGACAUCGACUCUAUCUCUCAAUCCUCCUUCGGGGGAGAGACAAGGUGGGAAUAGGGAGGAUUGGAGGUCAGGGCAGGGUGGAUGGGGACAUGGCGGAAGGCCUAUGGAGCUCUCAAGGAUUCCACCAUGGUCGGCCUCGCCAAGGUCAACAGCGAAUUCAAGGAAUUGGACGUUGCGAUAGUGAAGGCGACGAACCAUGUGGAAUGCCCACCGAAGGAACGGCAUGUGAGAAGGAUAUUUGUUGCUACAGCUGCAACUCGGCCACGAGCAGACGUAACUUACUGCAUAUAUGCGCUUGGCAGAAGAUUGUCCAAGACACGUAAUUGGACGGUUGCUGUAAAAACAUUAAUAGUUAUCCACAGAACAUUGAGAGAGGGUGAUCCUACAUUCCAAGAGGAGCUGUUGAGUUGCUCUCACCGAGGAAGUAUUCUACAGAUAUCGAACUUCAAGGAUGAUUUGGGUUCUCUAGCUUGGGACUGUUCUGCCUGGGUAAGAACAUAUGCACUCUACCUAGAGGAGCGGCUCAAGUGCUUUAGGAUCUUAAAAUAUGAUAUUGAAACAGAACGUCAGAUGAAGUCUCCACAGGAGUCUGCCAAGUGGCAUAGUCGAACCAGAAGUUUAUGCUGUCCGGAUCUGCUCGAACAGUUGCCCGCUUUGCAACAGCUUAUGUUCCGACUUAUUGGUUGCCAGCCGGAAGGAGCAGCAUUUGGAAACUUUCUUAUUCAAUAUGCUCUGGCUCUGGUUUUGAAAGAGAGCUUCAAAAUCUAUUGUGCAAUCAAUGAUGGGAUCAUCAAUCUCAUGGACAUGUUCUUUGAGAUGCCAAAAUGUGAUGCCAUCAAGGCCCUUGAAAUCUACAAAAGAGCCGGACGACAGGCAGAAGCUCUUUCUGAGUUUUAUGAAGUUUGCAAACAUUUGGAACUUGCCAGGAGAUUUCGCUUCCCAACCCUGAGACAGUCACCUGCUUCGUUUCUUGCAACAAUGGAAGAAUACAUCAAAGAAGCACCUGGGAUUGGUUCUGUUUCAAGUAAGAAUCUGGAAUAUGAAGAUAGUAACCCACCAUCAUACAAUCAAGAUGAAGCCCCUUCUCCGGAGAAUAAAAAACCAGAUGAGGAAGAGGAGGAACAGCCACCUGCAGGGGAACAACCACCAGAAUCUGAACCUGUCACGGAGGUUGAAUCUCAGCCUGCUACUACAGGAGACUUAUUGGGUUUGAAUGAAAUAAAUCCUGCUGCUGCGGAACUUGAGGAAAACAAUGCAUUGGCUCUAGCCAUCAUUUCACCAGGGGAUAAUACAAAUCCUUCAACAACUGGUGACUUGCUUGGAACCGAUUCUUCUGGUUGGGAAUUAGCAUUGGUAACUGCUCCCAGCAGCAACACCAGCCACUUGGUUGAAAGCAAACUGGCUGGUGGAUUUGACAUGCUCUUGCUCGACAGCCUCUACGAAGACUCUGCCAGGAGACAACAAAUGGCUUCGGCUGACAGCGGCGGGCUGGACGCCAAUCCUUUCGAUCCCUUCGCCAUGUCGAACAGCAUCGCGCCUCCACCAAGCGUGCAGAUGGCUCUGAUGGCACAACAGCAGCAGCAAUAUUACCAGCAGCAGCUGCAGCAACAGUACUGCUCACCACAACAGCAGCAGCAGUUUUAUCAACCUCAAUACCCUUCGCCGCAGCAGAUGGGCUCUGCCAAUCCCUUCGGCGACCUGUUCGUUGGCUUUUCACCGGGCGCAACCCCACAAGGCAAUCAAUAUCUACACUGAGGCCCUUAUUCGAAGCACGAUCCAAUCUCCUAUCACGGUCAGCUUUCUUGUACUGUUAACUACGUCACCAAGCAUGAGUUCGACCGAACGACCGGUAUGUUCUUCUACCGCAGGACGAGGCUUCAUUUGUACAGGCCCUGCCCAAAGAUGGAGUGCCCCUGCCAUGCUUAUCCAUCUCAUCUCGCUGGAGAUAGUUCGGCCGACCAAGCAUGAACACAACCUACACCAAUUUCGAGUUCUUUUGGUAAAGCGUCUUUCUACAUUAAACCGAUCCAUUUGUAACAAUCCCUUAUUAUCAUCCUGUGUGUUUAACCCCUGGCGGUAGCAACAGAGUAUUCUGACAUUGAUAUUUUCUCUUUACGAUGUAAUCUGAUAUGCAAGAAGGUAUGGACACUAACGAACCAAACACGUCAAUUCACAGA